Cucumis melo (muskmelon) is the source of this 1176-nucleotide messenger RNA. RefSeq lists its product as uncharacterized. The record is from RefSeq and is a predicted model, not a curated record. The transcript has 6 exons. The coding region runs from base 164 to 988 and encodes 274 amino acids. NCBI's taxonomy places the organism in Eukaryota, Viridiplantae, Streptophyta, Magnoliopsida, Cucurbitales, Cucurbitaceae.
CUGCAACACAAGGCAGAAUCACCGAUAUUCCAAACCUAAUUCCAACAAAUAAGCAUCAUCUUUCGAACCUUUUUUCACAUUCUCUUGGCUCUUGCAUCUUUGUCUUCAUAAAAAACCCCCACUCAUUCCUCCUUUCUGCGGUGAACUAAUAAUAAUAAUAGUAAUGUCCCUUAUUACGAGUCCUCAAGCUGUCAACUUUGGGGGCUCCCCAUCAUUUAGAAGAUUUUCUUAUACAUUGUUCUUGAAUAAAAGAACUUCAUGUAUAUUUCAACAAAAGAAGAACUACGGCAACUACAACAAGAGAAAAACAAACGUCAGACUAGUCUCAUCAUGUUUAAUGGAUGAUUCCUUUUCCUACUCAAGUUCAAGUUCAAAUUCUCCAGGAGAAAUGAUUGAGAUGUUCUACAAAUGCAUCAAUGAAAAGAACUUAAAGAAAAUGAACACUUACAUCUCAGAAGACUGCCUCAUUGAAGACUCCUUGUUCAUUGAAAAAUUUAAAGGGAAGAAGGCAGCUAUGAGUUUCAUCGAAAAACUAACUGAAAGCAUGGGUCCAGAUGUGAAGUUUAGAAUUCGUACAGUAUACGAAAGACGCCCUUCCAUGGCAGGAGCAAUCUGGCAUUUGGAGUGGAGGAACAUGGAGAUUCCCUUAACCAAGGGUUGCACCUUCAUUGACAUCAGAGAUGAAGAAAGAAAAACUAUACAGAUGGUACAAAUUAUAACUGAAUCACAAUUAAAAGCAGGACAUCUAUUCUUGGCUAUAAUGAAACUUGUGACUUUAUUGCUUGCAAAGCAUCCAGCAAUCUUGGAAUGGUUGACAAAAGUUUCUCAACAACGUUGGGUAAAGAGGAUAUCAAAGAUCUGUAUAUUUCUCUUCAAACAUCUCUUGGACAACUUUUUGAAGAGCUAUCUAACCUUCAUACAUCUUGGGACUCAACUAUAUAGUCAUGUACUCAAUUUUUUAUGUUAUGUUAUAGAGUGUUUCAAGUAAAGGACACAUCAUAUAAACACAUAUACAUCAUAUAAACACAUAUAAAUUUAUUCCGUUCGCGGGAAUGGAAAAGAUUGUGAACAUACAAAAUAUCCCCUUCUAGUCGUCUUUUCCACCACGACUCAAAUAUGUAUGUAUAUCAUAUAAGUGUUAAACAAAUUCACGGCCGGUACGUUUUAGAUAUAGAA